CAAGGAUAAGAAAAGUACUUGGCGUACGUAGUGCAAGGAAAUAAAUAUCAUAGUGAUCAGGGUCCGGGAUCAAAUCAUUUUGCCGGCAGGAAGCGAGCACUCGCCCGUUCACGUACCAUGGAUUAGAAGACCUUGUCUAAGCACCAAGUCGCCGUUCUCUCUCUUCGAACUCUUCACCAAUUCCUCUUCUCCAGCAAUAUGGACGAAAACUUGAGCCGGGGAUACGUCCAGCUGGGCAAAGCCAGGGGCAUGAAUGAGUUCAAAUUCUCAAAUGGAUUCACGCAUCUCUCACCACCAGUUGACAAAUGCAACUUCAUUUACAUGGCUCUGAUUCUCGGCGGUAUAGGUUUUCUUCUGCCUUAUAACAGCUUCAUUAUAGCGGUGGAUUAUUUUCAAGCUAGAUAUCCGGGAACUACUGUGAUUUUCGACAUGUCUGUUGUUUACAUCAUUAUGGCUUUCUUCGCAGUUUUUGCCAACAAUAUUCUAGUUGAGACCUUAUCGCUGAAUACACGAAUUACAUUUGGAUAUUUAGUGUCCUUCGUUACUCUGAACUUUGUGGUGAUCUGUGAAAUUUGGUGGGAACUUUUCGGCGUUGCAACUUCCUAUACGAUUAAUUUAGUUGCCGUCGCUAUAGUGUCGCUCGGUUGUACAGUUCAGCAAUCAAGUUUUUAUGGGUAUACAUCAAUGCUUCCUAGUCGAUAUACGCAAGCUGUGAUGACUGGAGAAAGUUUUGCUGGUUUUUGGGUGUCAAUCAAUCGAAUAAUAACAAAGUCUCUACUCAAUGAUGAACGUGGCAAUACAUCCAUGUUUUUUAUUUUAUCGAAUAUGACGAUCUUGUUAUGUUUUGUGCUACAUCAAGUAGUACGAAAAACCGAUUUUGUGCAAUUUUACAUAACGCUAUGUCAGGAAAGAAAUCGAAUUACGUUAGAACCAACGGAGGAUGUCGGUCUGAUGGAUCCGUUAGAUCAAGUCGGCGAUCCCUCAAAAGGUCAGUAUGGAGUAUUGAAGAUUCAAACGAGUCCAUUGGGAACAGAAUCUGCAAGUGGAAGUGCUGAUUUGAAUGCAGCUGGACAAUAUUCUGCAUUUUCGUUCAGCAAUCCGGUGUAUGAACCUAGUGCUCCUUCGGGUAAUCCACCUGGUAGUGCUGGACCAACUUACAAGGUUGAAGAUGUCGUAGUUAUGAGAGGAGCUUACGGAACACAAAGCACGAGUACGCCAUGGUCUGGCAUAAAAAGAGGUUUGCUUGCGAGACUCGAAGUUGCCAAACUCAUCUUUCCGUAUAUGGUCAGCAUUGGUGCUGCUUACUUUAUAACGCUCUGCCUUUAUCCAGGAAUCGUAUCAGAAAUAAUCUCUUGUAAAUUCGAGUCAUGGAUGCCAGUUAUUUUGAUGACUGCUUUUAAUGCCUCUGAUUUACUCGGCAAGGUAUUUGCUCUGAUACCUUAUGAGUGGAAACGAACUCAGCUGCUUUAUUUCUCUAGCGCACGGAUCAUACUUAUUCCUCUAUUUUUUCUUUGCGCAAUUCCGCGUGGUGCUCCUAUUCUCUCUGGUGAGGGAUAUCCGCUCCUAUUCUCUUGGUUACUUGGUCUUACAAAUGGUAUAGUUGGUUCCAUACCUAUGAUUCAGGCACCUAGUAAAGUACCGGAAGAACAUCGAGAACUUGCAGGUAAUAUUAUGACCUUAUCAUACACUACUGGUUUGACUAUUGGAUCUCUAUUGGCAUACAUGAUGGAUGCAUGUCUUGGACCACCUGUACAAAUCAAAGACGUAUGUUUGAAAACGGCAAAAGUUCAAACUUCGACAACUGUAUUUUCUAAUGUAACGGCGAGUAUUCUAACGACCGCAGUAUCUUCCACUUUUCCUAUCGUUGAAAAAACAACAGCAAUAUCAAAGCCGAAGACUACCGAUGUAUUAACCACAAUUCUAAUGUCAACAUUAUUGUCGAAUAGCACCGUGAGCGACAGAGGAUUGUCGGAUGCGUCAACGACGGCCUUACCAAAGAUCUUAGCUAAUGUUACCUCGGCGAGCAACGCGAUCUUGCAACAUUAGGACGCAUAUAUUUGUGUGCUGUGUUAAAUCUGGUGCUUUCACAUAAAUAUAUAGGAGAGAGAGUGAGAGAGAGAGAGAGAGAGAGAGAGAGAGAGAAUGUGUGUGUGUGUGUGUGUGUAUCUCAAAGCACGAGAUGUAGAAAAAGCAUUUCUAAAUGUUUGGCGCGAUCAAAAAGUUCUAUGAAAAAGAUAUGUUUUGAUAGAAAUAAGUACUAACAAUACAAAUAUGAAAAUAUAUAAAAUAACU
Atta colombica is the source of this 2292-nucleotide messenger RNA. It is a transcript of the gene Ent3, whose product is annotated as equilibrative nucleoside transporter 4. Gene Ontology annotation, biological process: nucleoside transmembrane transport. Bases 199 to 2046 code for a protein of 615 amino acids. The transcript is spliced from 10 exons. NCBI's taxonomy places the organism in Eukaryota, Metazoa, Arthropoda, Insecta, Hymenoptera, Formicidae. Gene Ontology annotation, molecular function: nucleoside transmembrane transporter activity; monoamine transmembrane transporter activity. Gene Ontology annotation, cellular component: plasma membrane. The record is from RefSeq and is a predicted model, not a curated record.